This is a messenger RNA of Arabidopsis arenosa, 2452 nucleotides long. NCBI's taxonomy places the organism in Eukaryota, Viridiplantae, Streptophyta, Magnoliopsida, Brassicales, Brassicaceae. The record is from the annotation of a GenBank genome assembly.
CCGAUCUGCAAGUACGGUUGAACGGACGCCUCCUCCUUCUCGAAAUCGGUUAGUUUCUUGUCAUGUAUCCUCUUUUCAUUGCUGCAUUGAUUGAUUUGUAGGAGGCGAUGAAGAAGAAGAGCCAUACUAACGUACAUUUUGACUAUGGAGGGUACUAUUCAGAAGGGAAUGAGUGGAUUUAUAAAAAUUCACUAUACGCUAUAUCGUUUAAGACGGCAUGUUUAGAGAAGAUAACUUAUUCGGUGCUAUUAGAUAAGAUCACUACGAAGGUUGGCCAGAAUGGAGUCCCUGGGAAUCUGAGACUGAGUUACAAUCUAUCUAAAGCUCGGAGAGAGACAUAUAUUGUAGAUGAUGAGGACGUAUACAUUUUUUUAACAGAAUGUGAUGAAGAGGGUCGUAUUCCAGUUUUGCAUGUGGAGCUAUUAAGUGACAAUAACCAGAGGGUGGAAGUGUUAGUACCGGAGCGUCGAAGUUCAGUUGGUGUGAAUUAUGUAGAGCUAGUGAAUGUGAAUGAAGGUAUGGAAGUUGUGGCUGUGGAAAGGUCGAUGGAUAACCAUUUGGAUGAAGAUGUGGAUGGUAUGUUUGAUUUUGAUGAUAUUCCAGCUAUUCCAAAUCGUGUAAAAGGUACUCCAAAGAAUAUAGAAUGGGAAGAUGGUACGGGUAUAGAACUUUAUCAAGAAUUUUGUUCUAAGGAGGCACUAUGGGAAUUGGUAAACAAAGCUGCAAAACAAUUAGUUUAUGGGGUUUUAACAAUUAAGUCUGACCCGUUGAGACUUAUGUUACGAUGCAAACAAUAUUCUCAAGGGUGUAAAUGGUAUUUACGAGUUGCGAGAACAAAGCAAUCAGAUUAUUGGAGUGUUAGAGUGCAUAGAAAGAUCCAUACAUGCUCGCGGUCUGUUGAGUCUACAAGCAAUAGUGUACAGAGAGGAACACCACGAUUAAUAGCAGCUGUUUUACAUGCUGACUUUCCAGGUAAUCUACAGACCCCAAAUCCAAAAAGCAUCAUGUCUAUUGUGACAGGAAGACUUGGUGUGCAUUGUUCAUACUCCACUGCAUUAAGAGGGAAAAUGCAGCAUGUUAGUGAAGUGAGAGGUGGACCAGAAAAAAGCUACAAGAUGUUGUUUUCUUAUCUCUAUAUGUUAGAGAAGGUAAAUAGAGGGACUGUAACAAGUGUGGAGUUGGAAGAGAAGAAGUUCAAGUACCUAUUCAUCGCUUUGGGAGCUAGCAUUGAAGGUUUCAGGGCAAUGAGGAAAGUGAUAAUUGUGGAUGCAACUCAUCUCAAAACUGUAUAUGGUGGGAUGUUGGUUAUUGCAACAGCUCAAGAUCCUAAUCAUCACCAUUAUCCUCUUGCAUUUGGUGUAAUUGAUGCGGAGAAGGAUGAUAGUUGGAUUUGGUUUUUCCAGAAGCUGAAAACUGUAUAUCCAGAAGUUCCUGAUUUGGUGUUUAUUAGUGACAGGCAUCAAAGCAUCAAGAAGGCUGUCAUGACGGUGUACCCGAAUGCGCAUCAUGUACACUGUAUAUGGCAUUUGUCUCAAAAUCUAAGACUCCGUGCAAAGACUGAUAAGGAUGGAGCUGCGAAGAAGUUCUUGGAGUGCGCUCAUGCUUAUACUGAGAGUGAGUUCAAUAGAGAAUAUGGUAUUUUUAGGAGUCGGUGGUCUAAUGCUGCUGACUAUUUAGAUAGAGCCGUAGGGAGAGAGCAGUGGUCUAGGUACCAUUUCCAAGGAGACAAGUACAACAUAGACACUAGCAAUGCUGCGGAGUCCAUGAACGCUGUGUUUAAGAAAGCGAGGAAGUAUCACCUCUUACCUAUGAUUGAUGCCAUGGUUGAGAAGUUCUCUGAAUGGUUUAACAACCAUAGGCAAGAUUCAGGUAAUGCAUCGAGCACAUCACAGGUUGUGCCUUUUGUGGAGAACAUAUUGCAUGCUCGAUGUUUAGUUGCUGCGAAGUUAAAAGUUGUUGAGCUUAACAGUUAUAGACAAGAAUACAACGUCAUUGAUGGGAUGUCGGUAAGCUUUUUGGUGGAUUUGAAAAUGAAAACUUGUUCUUGCAAGACAUUUGAUAUAGACAAGUAUCCGUGUGUCCAUGCCAUUGCCGCAGCAAGGUUCCUAGCCCGCAAGGAAGGGAGAAAUGCAGAUGUAAGCAUAUAUGGACUUUGCUCCGUCUUUUAUUUGAUUGAUACUUGGGCAUUGGCAUAUUACAGGACGUUGUUUGUAGUGCCACAUGAGUCAGAAUGGAAUAUUCCCGAGUCAGUUAAAGAGUUGGAGGCUGAGCCGCCGGAUUACACUCCAAAAAAAGGACGCAAUCAAGAUAAACGGUUUCCAUCUGUUGGAGAAAAACGGAGAAAGAGUAACAAAGCUGUUCCAGGAAUUAACUUGGAGAGAUGGCUACAGCCCGAGGAUCCAGAAGCAUCUUGAUUAAUUCCCUGGUUCAACCGGUACAACUGCUUUACCAA